AUGGAGAUUAGUAUUGUAUUCGCAAUCCUCGUCACUGCGAUGACACCUGCGUGCAUGGCUGCCGCUGAAGGCGAGCUUCGCUUGCGUGUCACGAAACCUCUCGCUAGGCGGGCCAGCAACGGCCAAUCCGCGAGCUCCAAUGUCCUCACCUUGAGGAAAGGAGUAAAGACGGCCAAGUCCUCAUCCUACUUGAAAAACUUGAGGGUGGCUUCCCCCUCUAACCACGAUAGGCAUAACGGCGAUGGGCUAAUACCUGUGGACGACAUUCUAUCUGCGGAAUAUGUCACAGAAAUCGCAUGGAACGGGAUUCCUGUGAAUGUCCUCGUUGACACUGGCUCAAGUGAUUCGUGGCUGAUCCAGGAUGGCUUCACGUGCGUGGACCAACAAAACAAGACGCAGCCGGGCACAUUCAACGGUGGGGUUAUUUCGAAUCAGCACUUCAGCCUAAUGUAUGCCGACCUCGAGUUUAUGACCGGUGCAAUGGGGUACGAAACAGUGAUUGUUGCUGGAAUCACUAUCGAGAAACAGGAAGUAGCCCUUGUCAACUACACGUAUUGGUUUGGAGACAAUGUGACAAGUGGUCUAAUGGGGCUUGCAUAUCCUCGUUUGACCAGUGCUUAUGUUGGAACAAAUUCGUCGGCGAACGACCUCGAUGAGCAGGUGCCUUACAACCCGAUAAUGACUUCGAUGAUCAAACGAGGGUUAAUAGAGCCAGUAUUCAGUCUUGUGUUAGAGAGAGACUCAGACCAGGGAUUCCUAGCUCUCGGUGGUCUGCCCACGAUCAAUCAGACGGGCCCCUUUGCGACGACCCCAAUUGUAAUGAAUAUCUGA
Messenger RNA from Diaporthe batatas, 831 nucleotides. RefSeq lists its product as uncharacterized. Gene Ontology annotation, biological process: proteolysis. Gene Ontology annotation, molecular function: aspartic-type endopeptidase activity. Gene Ontology annotation, cellular component: fungal-type vacuole. The transcript is spliced from 3 exons. Bases 1 to 831 code for a protein of 276 amino acids. NCBI's taxonomy places the organism in Eukaryota, Fungi, Ascomycota, Sordariomycetes, Diaporthales, Diaporthaceae. The record is from RefSeq and is a predicted model, not a curated record.